Messenger RNA from Eurytemora carolleeae, 1371 nucleotides. Its product is annotated as mevalonate kinase. NCBI's taxonomy places the organism in Eukaryota, Metazoa, Arthropoda, Copepoda, Calanoida, Temoridae. The record is from RefSeq and is a predicted model, not a curated record. Bases 26 to 1168 code for a protein of 380 amino acids. Gene Ontology annotation, cellular component: cytoplasm. Gene Ontology annotation, biological process: isoprenoid biosynthetic process. Gene Ontology annotation, molecular function: mevalonate kinase activity; ATP binding. The transcript is spliced from 8 exons.
CAAUUAUUUUAUAAUAAUUUCAGGAAUGGAAAAAUGCAGAUUUCAUGAAGUAAAAGUGUCGGCUCCCAGCAAAGUUAUUUUGUUUGGAGAACAUGCCGUAGUGUACGGUAUGACUGCUGUGGCAGCCAGUUUGGAUCUCAGGACGAGAAUGAGAAUAAAACCACAUAAAUCUAGAAUUUUGGUAAAUUUCCCCGAUGUUGGUUUGAAGGAGAGUUGGAGCCCUGAACAACUCAAGACCUUGUUCCAGCAUAAACCCAACACGGAAAUACUUGAUGUGAACUAUGUCUACCUAGAUUUAAUCCAUAAUUUUCUCAAGACUGAGAGUUCUGAUCUCCGAAUGGCAAGUGUGAUCUGUUUUCUCUAUCUCUACAGUCUUAUCAUGGAUGAGGUUGGAAUAGUUCCAAUGGAGAUCCUGGUUGAGAGUGAAAUACCACUAGGAGCAGGUUUGGGUAGCUCUGCUGCUCUCUCAGUCUGUCUCUCCGCAGGUCUUAUCGGGGUCUUGCAUCAAGUACAGGGCUAUGAAAAGAGCAUUUUUGAGUAUACAUCUUCCUCUAUACAGAAGGAAGUUUGUGGGUUUGCAUUUCUUUCGGAAAAAAUCCUUCACGGUACCCCUUCGGGGAUUGAUAACUCAAUAAGCACCUACGGAGGAAUGUGCAGAUUUGAAAAAGGUAACCUUGAACCUGUCCGUCUCGAGAGGAAUCUAAGAAUCCUAUUGAUCAACACAAACACCUUCAGAAACACUAAGGAUCUGGUGGAACGGGUUGGAGAGAAACGUGUCAAGUAUCCGGAUAUAGUCAAACCAAUAUUAGAGUCUAUUCAUGCAAUUAGUGAGCAGUUCCUUACCUCUAUACAGGAAUAUAACCAGGACCUUAAUGAGAAGAAAUUUUAUAAGAUAUUAGAAGAUUUGAUGGAUACAAACCAAUCCCUUCUGACGGGGUUAGGAGUUAGUCAUCCAACCCUUGAUGAUGUAUGCAGAACCUUGAAGAAAUUAGGUAUAGUUGGAAAACUGACAGGAGCUGGAGGUGGUGGAUUUGCUCUGGCUGUGCUGCCUCCAUCUAUCUCGGGUAAAACCGUCCUGGUGGCAAAAGAUUUAUUGGAAACUAAAGGAUAUACAUGUUACCAGGCGGAUAUCGGAGUGAAUGGAUAUGUUAUAGAAGUUGUUAAAUAGUAGAACCUGGAACCUAGUCAUGCGUCACCAAUCAGAUUAGAGCAAGCAUAAUGAUAAAUGUGACCUGUCUUCCACCCCGGUCCUGUUCAAUUUCCAUCAAGAUCGAGAAAUAUCUUUAAUUUUAUAGAGAAAUUUUUAUUUAAAAAAAAUGUAAAAUUUCAGAUUGAUUGCCUCGUAACCCUGAAUAUAUUCAUCUUUUCGGG